Oldenlandia corymbosa var. corymbosa is the source of this 2135-nucleotide messenger RNA. The record is from the annotation of a GenBank genome assembly. Lineage: Eukaryota; Viridiplantae; Streptophyta; Magnoliopsida; Gentianales; Rubiaceae.
UUGUGCUUCACUUUUUAGUCCACAAUGCAAUUCCACCUAAGCGUUUCCAUUAUCUCCAACAUAACGUAAACUGUACUUCCAAAAGAUGAUUCCAUUGUUGUUUAUGGACGAUCAACAAGUCUUUAAUAAAGUCAGUUUUCUUUUCUGCAAUUAUGGGAUUACCUCAUGCAUCCAAUCAGUAGAGAGAGAGAAAUUUUAUAUACUGUGCUUAAUUUUGUCCCAGCAAUUUACAUUUUACACAGGAAAGUCCUUAACUUUGAAGGGGCCAUAGUAGUCAUGGCGGAUUCUUCCGGGUUCACUCUUGAAUCAGUGAGAAAAAGCCUAAUUCGUCAGGAAGACACCCUUGUUUUCAAUCUUAUUGAGAGAGCAAAAUACCCGAUUGUUCCACAGUUGUACGAUGAUGGCAACUGCCCCAUUUUACCUGGGAGUUCGGAUUCUUUCCUUGAGUCAUUUGUUAAGGAAACAGAAGCCGUCCAAGCAAAGUUUGGUAGAUAUCAAUCUCCUGAAGAGCAUCCUUUCUUCCCAGAUAAACUACCAGAAUCUUUGGUGUUACCUCCCAGGACUACCCAGAUUUUGCACUCGGCAGCGGCUUCUAUUAACAUAAAUAAAGCGAUCUGGGAUAUUUACAUCAAUAAGGUGCUCCCACUUAUUGCAUCUGAAGGUCGUGAUGACAAUUACACAAGCAUUGCUGGGUGUGACUUGCAGUGUUUGCAGGCAUUGUCUAGAAGGAUUCACUAUGGAAAGUUUGUGGCAGAAGUGAAAUUUAAAGAUGCUCCCGAAGAGUAUACACCAGCAAUACAAGCUCAGGUAACUUUCUCUCACUAUUAUACUGAUGUGGCUAAUCAGCUACUCAUGCCAACUAUCAUCAUCAUGAUAAGUUGAUAAUAACUCAUGAAGUUUAAGUAACUCCUUUAUAUGAGUGCUACCAUCAUAUUGUAAUCCAGUUAAGCAGUUUGCAACCAACUACUUAUUUGGUGGUCAUGACACGAAUCAGUCGUGCAGGAUAGAGAUGCACUGAUGAAGCUUUUAACAUUUGAAAGCGUUGAGGAGAUGGUAAAGAAGAGAGUGGAAAAGAAAGCCAGAGUAUUUGGGCAAGACGUGACCCUUGACAGUAAUGAUAGCCAGGGGAACUUCAAAGUCAAUCCAUCCGUGCUUCCUCGCCUGUACGGGGAAUGGGUGAUGCCACUAACCAAAGAGGUUCAAGUUGAGUAUCUUCUUCGCCGUCUUGAUUAAACCUUUCGUGGCAAUAACCAUCUCAAAGUACACGAUCAUUCAGUGCCUUGAAGGUGAUCAUUAGGCAGGUUGGUUUGAACUAUCUGGAGUUGUAGGAACAAGAUUGUUCCAUAUAAAUUUGUUAUGGAUGCUGCUAAUUCACAACUAUAUAUGAAAAUGGAAAAUGAACUGUACACGCUAAUAGACUUCAACUUUUGUUUGUUUUAGACUUUAGAUCAUGAUCGCUUAUCAAGUUCGAUAGACAAACUUGUCAAUAAGCAUGUCAAACUCAAGUAAAUUCCUAAAAAAUGCAAUGGAGAUUAUCAUUACACUUCCGGCAAUGAAAACAGAUGAUGGUUUUGGACUUGGAUAUGAGUUUGAAGCAAAGUAGAUUUCUUUUUAGUCCAUUUUCAAUCAUUACUGCUUGAUUAUUGGAUCAGAAGACCCUUGUUAGCACUUAUCAGGUGGAUUACAUUUGUUUUUUGUUGUGAUAUUCGCAUGUAGAGUAUCACAAGCAGCUCCUCCAAGCAAUGCUGCAGAGGUGGCAGCCGGCACUGCUUGGCCCACUCCGCUUGAUUCUGGCGGGAUCAGGGGAACAAGGAUAUUUUGGGCUUUCAUAGAUUUUCGUCCGAAGAACGAGAGAUGAAACUCGUUAGAAUUAGGUUUAAGGAGGAAGUUCAAUUCAACCUUAUUAAGUAGAGUAUUUUUUUGAAACAAAGUGAGUAAUUUAAGUAUUUAUUUUAACGAUUAAAAUGUGAGUGGGGAGUUGGGGAGUAAGAUACAAUGAAGAUAAGUACUAUUUGGUUUACCACUUAUGGAGUUGUGUUUAUUAGGGUCAUUUAGCGACAAGUAUGCAAACUUGUAGUCCCUACAACUUUUUUAAUUUGGUCAAUACACCAAAUAUAUAACUCAUUUUAUGCCUC